CACAGAGUGACAGAGUGACUGUCAGUGUUUCGGUUCAAUACUUGACACUCCGUACAUGCACGGUAGACAUACAUACUCAUUACAUAGGAUAUAAUGUGUGCUGAAGGACAAUUCACCCGAGAAGAGAGAUGCAGGCUACAGACUCUCUUGAGCAGAGCACAGGCAGAUUACCUAAGUUGUGCUGAUACUCUCGGACUUCCUAAGAAGAACGUCACAUGGGAGGGUAUAUAUACGCCGACUGCGUCACUUCGACAAGAAGGGCCUAUGUGUGGUAUCAGUGCGUUAUGUAUGAGUAUGCAUGGGAUACAGCCUGCUGUACAAGAUGUCACGGAUACAGAAGCUUUCAAUGUACUAGUGAAUAGUUUACCUUCUUUUCUAAUCAAAGAGUGCGACAAAACUGAGCCAACCCCUGUGCUAAACCGCACAACUUUAGAUACAGAGUCUCUCAAACUACUAGUAUAUGCCAUUACAAAAGGCAUCACCACUUACGGAGAAUUCUUCUCGAGCACUUCCCUCGCAGAUCUGGCACUUAGGUACUAUAACAGGCAGGUGAGGUGUGUCAAAAAUUGGACUUGCAGCGAACUCGCCUCACAACUGCACAGUGGAAGGCUUGCGUUGGUGCCGUACGAUGCGGACUUUAACCACCAGCCCUGUAGCAAGAAAGGAAUCAAGGCACAUUGGGCUGUGUUAACAGGUAUGGUAUGGAUAUCGCAUUCAGAUGCUAACGAGAGCGCAAAUACCUUGCAAGUCGAGGCCUGUGACGUGUGUGUGCUAGAGAAUGGCCAGACAGUACAGGAUGACCUACGAAACAUCCGCGUGGCUACCAUAGCAACGCCCAUCGACACGGAAUCAACAAAUGCUCCGACUGAAAUGAAAACGCAUAAUACUAGCGAUAUAACUAGGCUCGAAACCAGGAAUGCCUACGUGCUGGCACGCCAUGGAAAGAGCAGCCAUUUGGCACUGUGGUCGUUAAGUUCACUCUUCGAGAGCAAUGCGCAACUCACGUGCAUGGAUCCCACAAUCAGUCCGGCGAUUACACAACGCUAUCCCCCGCUGGCAGAAGGUCUGUGUAGUUCUAUAGUAAUGUUAACUUAAAAUGGAUUUUAAGCUUAUUGGAGUUGUGCAAUUCGUGUUAUAUCUGGUUAAAAGAAACUAAUCACCAAGUACAUGUAUCUGACGACAACCGGGUGUGGUUGCGACCUCCUUUGCAAGUAAAAGGGACAUGCGAUACGCCAAUGCAGGUUACCGGUGAAUAAUUCUUCAGCUAGUAAGUUUAGACUUGAGUCGGGCGUGGUACUUGCAGUUGCGCUGUACGUUGGUCUCAGCCUUGCUGUGCUCGAUUGUCGGAGAGUCACAUUAAUUAAAAAUCCCACGAUAACUUGCCCUCUGA
Messenger RNA from Sphaeroforma arctica JP610, 1390 nucleotides. RefSeq lists its product as hypothetical. Bases 94 to 1095 code for a protein of 333 amino acids. The transcript has a single exon. The record is from RefSeq and is a predicted model, not a curated record. Lineage: Eukaryota; Ichthyosporea; Ichthyophonida.